Camelina sativa (false flax) is the source of this 1234-nucleotide messenger RNA. Lineage: Eukaryota; Viridiplantae; Streptophyta; Magnoliopsida; Brassicales; Brassicaceae. The record is from RefSeq and is a predicted model, not a curated record.
UUAACAUUUUAAAUAGAAACUCUACCUUGCUAAGUGCUAAAGCUUAACCAGACAAGAAAAAAAAACUAAAAAUUAGAAAACAUUUCAUAGCAUCAAAGCUUCUAUGUAGGAUAACUGUUCUGUGUAACGAAAACAACACAUGGGAAACCUCAAGUCUCUCGCUCUCUUGGCUUUGCUUUUCUCUCUCUCCCUCGCUGUUCUUGCGGACACAUCCACUGAUGCCACACAUGCUAAGGAUGAAGUGAAGCCAAGUACUGAAGCAACCGAUGGUGUAGAGCCCCAGCAAGGCUGGGGUGGUGGUGGUUGUAGGUACGGAUGUUGCGGUGGCUGGUGGGCUGGACGGUGCAGAUACUGUUGCAGCAGUCAAGCUGAGGCCAACGUUAACGAGGUUGUGGAAACUGUUGAACCACAGCAAGGCUGGGGUGGUGGUGGUUGUAGGUACGGAUGUUGCGGUGGGUGGUGGCGUGGACGGUGCAGAUACUGUUGCAGCAGCCAAGCCGAGGCCAACGUUAACGAGGUUGCGGAAACUGUUGAGCCUCAGCAAGGCUGGGGUGGUGGUGGUUGUAGGUAUGGAUGUUGCGGUGGGUGGUGGCGUGGACGAUGCAGAUACUGUUGCAGCAGUCAAGCCGAGGCCAAGGUUAACGAGGUUGUGGAAACUGUUGAGCCUCAGCAAGGCUGGGGUGGUGGUGGUUGUAGGUAUGGAUGUUGCGGUGGGUGGUGGCGUGGACGGUGCAGAUACUGUUGCAGCAGUCAAGCCGAGGCCAACGUUAACGAGGUUGUGGAAACUGUUGAGCCUCAGCAAGGCUGGGGUGGUGGUGGUUGUAGGUAUGGAUGUUGCGGUGGGUGGUGGCGUGGACGGUGCAGAUACUGUUGCAGCAGUCAAGCCGAGGCCAAGAAGGUUAUGGAAACAGUGGAGCCCCAGCAACGCCGUGGAUGUAGGUUAUACGGUUGCUGUGGAAGCUUUACAACUGGACGGUGCACUGCUUGUUGUUCCAAGCCGAUGGCCACGGAGAAAGUGAAGAAGAAAGAAGAAGCUAAGCCAUGAUUUGGCAUAUAACACAAACCCUCUAUGUUUGUAUGCAUGCAAUGCAUGGUUAAUUACCGGUACGUACGUAUGUCAAAAUAAAAGAAAUAUAGUGCUUAAUCCUAGGAAGGUACCUAGAGCUCGAUCAAGAAAUAAAUAAAAACCGUUGGUUCAUAUAAUACGUAUUUUGUUAUGUACUCGACUUUUCUC